Pieris brassicae (large cabbage white) is the source of this 2052-nucleotide messenger RNA. RefSeq names its product serine/threonine-protein phosphatase Pgam5, mitochondrial (gene Pgam5). NCBI's taxonomy places the organism in Eukaryota, Metazoa, Arthropoda, Insecta, Lepidoptera, Pieridae. Gene Ontology annotation, cellular component: mitochondrion. The transcript has 5 exons. Bases 172 to 1020 code for a protein of 282 amino acids. The record is from RefSeq and is a predicted model, not a curated record. Gene Ontology annotation, biological process: positive regulation of mitochondrial fission.
CCUCUCUGCUACACGUUUAUACAGUAUUGACUAUUGAGUAUACAAUAUAUUAUAUAUCUGUGAUUAUAAACGGAUUGCGGUGACCUAGAUUUUGAAAAGUAUUUAUAACAAAAAUAUCAUUAAAGGAUCAGUUUAAUGAGGUCAACAUAACGAUUAGAAAUCGUUGUUACUAUGGCUACUUUCUCUAGAUUCCAUAAAAUUGCACUAAUAAGUUUAGGUGCUGUGGGAGGAGGUUUUGCUUAUUAUCAAUUAGGUAGUAAUGAAAAGAAAUUCGGUGUUCAGAACUCGUGGACAACGAACUUUACGCCUAGUGUUAAAUGGGAAAAGAAUUGGGACCAUCGAGAACCCGAGUCUAUAGUGAAGCCGGCAAAAAAUGGGAAGAUCGAGGACGAUAAUAGAUACAAUGAGCAAAUCGAGAAGGCUAAGAGUAAAGCUGUGAGGCAUUUGUUUUUAAUUCGCCAUGGGCAAUACAAUGUUGAUGGAAAUACUGAUAAAGACAGAAUUUUAACUGAAUUGGGUAGGCAACAAGCAGAGCUAACUGGAAAGCGCCUUGCAGAGCUUGAUAUAAAAUGGGAUCUACUUGUUAGAUCUACUAUGACUCGAGCACAGGAGACUGCAAAAAUUAUUGGAAAAUAUUUACCUAGCGAUAUUGAAAUCAAAGACUGUCAAUUGAUAGAGGAAGGUGCUCCUAUUCCACCUGAACCUCCAGUAGGACAUUGGCGACCGGAACCAAAACAGUUCUUCCAGGAUAGUGCUCGGAUUGAAGCUGCCUUUAGAAGAUACUUUCAUCGGGCAUCACCAGAACAAACACAGGAUACAUACACCUUGCUAGUAUGCCAUGCAAAUGUAAUACGGUUCUUUGUAUGCAAGGCAUUGCAAUUCCCACCUGAAGGCUGGCUUAGAAUUUCGCUAAGCCAUGCAUCAAUAACGUGGGUCUCCAUACUUCCGAAUGGCAAUGUGGUGCUAAGAUCACUCAGUGAUACGGGACAUAUGGAGCCUAAAUACAUCACCAGUCGGUAAAUGAGUUGCUAUAUAGGUUUUAUUUUUACAGGUUUUGUAGCUUAGUUACAGCAAAUGUAAGAGUUCAUCCAAAAAUACUUAUUUUUAUAAUAAGAAAAGAAAUGGCAAGCAUGAUCUUGUCGCCGCCUUAAGGCACAAUUUUAGUGUUUAAUCUAUGAGAAGUUAUCACACAAUACACGACAAUAGAACUAUUUCUUAAGGAUUAUGAUUGUGCGUUUUGUUGCAAUAAUGGUAACAUCAGUUUUGGAAGCAAUAAGCCACUCGCCAUUUCUUGACUUAUUAUGAUUUCUAUGUUUGAUACAUUUCGAUUUGGUUUAACAAAUAGCUCUAAAAAAAUUUAUCUGAUCAAUUUUAAAUAAGGUUGUGAGUAGUCAUUUCACGUGUACUUCAACAGGAAUUGUGAAUGUUAUUCAAGUAUCAAGAUUAGUCCAAAACGUAAAACUUAAAUGAAGUGAAUCUGUUGGUAUAGACUAUGAGUGUGUAAACUUAAAUAUGUACUAGUGUAACUUGUUUCCUGUUUUUUGAAACGCUUCUUACUGAAUUUGUAAAGUUGUCCGAGGGUGUCAAAAUUUCGGAAAUGCCAAGUUGUCAGAUAUCCAUAGCCUGUUUAUGACAGUGCUGGUAGGGCUUUAUCAUUACUGUCUAGCAACUUGGAAAGCUUGACAACUAAUAAGGACUAUAUAAUCAUAUAAUUUUUCAAUUUUCAAUAAUUCAAUAGUAGCCAUGGUCGAUAGAACGUCAAUAUGUUAAUAUGCGAGUAGUAUUCAACCAAAUGGAAAAAAACUUAUAAUCAUGAGAAGAGAUACUAGGGUUGUGUAUGUUCUGAAAUUAGUUCAUGUAUGUAAAGCUAUAUUUCAAAUGUGCCUCACGUUAGUAAUUUGUUUGAAUAAUCACUGCCACCAUAUGUUAACUAUAAUAAAAGCUAUGUAUUAGCAUUAUAAACCCGAAAUACCUCAAACUACUUAAAAGUGUACCUAUAUUUUUAUUUAUAAGUGUAAAAUAUAUGGUUUGAUAUUAAACUGGUUUAUGUGA